Papilio xuthus (Asian swallowtail) is the source of this 1045-nucleotide messenger RNA. RefSeq names its product embryonic stem cell-specific 5-hydroxymethylcytosine-binding protein. The transcript is spliced from 5 exons. Gene Ontology annotation, molecular function: single-stranded DNA binding. The record is from RefSeq and is a predicted model, not a curated record. Bases 105 to 1025 code for a protein of 306 amino acids. Gene Ontology annotation, biological process: protein-DNA covalent cross-linking repair. NCBI's taxonomy places the organism in Eukaryota, Metazoa, Arthropoda, Insecta, Lepidoptera, Papilionidae.
UGCAGCGUUGACAGUGAUAAGUUCAACUUGUAUAGUGCACUGGCAAAUUGCCCGGGAAAACAUACAUUUUAAAUUAAUGUAUUUUUUUAUCUUCAACAUUCAAAAUGUGUGGCCGCACUGGACUAUCACUAAAUAAAGAACAACUACGUUGUGUCUGUAGUUAUAAAAAUAAGAAAAAGGAUUCUUUUGAUAAACCAGAAUGGCUACACGAGCAUAAUGACGGCAAAGAAUAUGAACCUUCUUAUAAUAUUGCACCAACUGAUGUUACACCUGUUUUAGUAUCUUCUAGUAAUUAUAAAAACAUUGCUGGCAGUCGGAUUUUAAAGCCUAUGAUGUGGGGGAUAAUACCUCCUUGGCAUAAGGGUAAUUAUCGCACAAAUAAUUUAAGUACAAAUAAUUGUCGAAUAGAGAACAUAAAAACAUCAAAACUUUACAAUCCAAUAUUAUUAAAUGGAGGUAGAUGUAUAAUAGUGGUAGAGGGCUACUAUGAAUGGCAAACCACUGUUAAAAAUAAAGUUAAGCAACCUUUUUACAUAUAUGCUCCGCAAGAAGAACACAUAAAGAUUGACGACUCUAGCACAUGGCAAAACAAUUAUGAUAAAAAAAGUGGAUGGAAAGGCGUAAAACUUUUAUAUAUAGCUGGGCUAUAUAAUAUUUGGCAAGACAAUGAUGUCAUUAUUUAUUCAUACAGUAUUAUUACUAUGGAUUCCAGUAGUACAUUAGAAUGGUUACAUCACAGAAUGCCCGCCAUUUUGGAAACGGAAUUACAAAAAGAGGCAUGGUUAGACAUUGAAAAUGUCAACCCAGAUAUGGCUCUAUCAUAUUUAAAACCAACUGUACUACUGUCAUGGCAUCAAGUUUCUACAGCAGUUAAUAAUUCACGGUACAAAUCAAAUGAUUGUAACAAAAGAAUAUCAAAGGAAAACAAAAAAUGUGCUCAAUCAACUAUCACAUCUUGGUUUACGAAGGUAGAUAAAAGAAAAAGCAAUGAUAAAGAUAAUAUCCCAAAUAAGAAAAAUAAGUAAACAAAAAAAAUUGGAUUCAA